AGUUGACACCAGACUCACAGCCUCUCUAUAUCCUCAUAUCAAGAACAUCUGUGAUUCCCUAAAAGAGAGGUCCAAGAGAGCUCUCCCACUGAGAGAGAAUGAUGCCGACCAACCCAGGGAGCUCGGCUGAUGCUCAUGGAAGUCUUCUAUGGUCAAUAUCAGCCCUGGUGAUUCUGAUCCCAUAUGUCGGAUCGUGCAAUUUUUUCUACACUGAAGAGCUGCCUUUGGCUACAGUGACUGUAGAGCCCCAGAGUCCUGUGUUCACUGGAGAGACGGUCACUCUGAAGUGUGUGAUAGCGUCUCACAGUGACUGGACAUAUAAUUGGUAUAAGGAGCCCAGCAGCGUCCCAGUGUCUGUGGGAAACACCAUUACCAUCAAUGUAGCUACUAAGUUUCAUAUGGGCCAGUACUGGUGUCAGGGGGAGAGGACAGACAGACCCACAACAUCACAACCAAGCGAGAAAACAACUCUUGAUGUCAAAGAGUCGCCUUUGGCUACAGUGACUGUAGAGCCCCAGAGUCCUGUGUUCACUGGAGAGACGGUCUCUCUGAAGUGUGUGAUAGCGUCUCUCAGUGACUGGACAUAUAAGUGGUAUAAGGGGUCCAGCAGAACCCCAGUGUCUGAGGGAAACACCAUUACCAUCAAUGGAGCUACUGAGUCUCAUAAGGGCCAGUACUGGUGUCAGGGGGAGAGGAGAGACAGACCCACAUCAUCAGAACCAAGCGGGAAAACAACUCUUGAUAUCAAAGAGCUGCCUUUGGCUACAGUGACUGUAGAACCCAAGAGUCCUGUGUUCACUGGAGAGACGGUCACUCUAAAG
Molecule: messenger RNA, 821 nt
Organism: Alosa alosa (allis shad)
Lineage: Eukaryota; Metazoa; Chordata; Actinopteri; Clupeiformes; Clupeidae
Product: Fc receptor-like A
Exons: 7
Biological process (GO): cell surface receptor signaling pathway
Molecular function (GO): transmembrane signaling receptor activity
Source: RefSeq, a predicted model, not a curated record